CUGCGCGCACGGCCCCAGCGGAGCCCCCGCCGCCGCGGCCCGCUCCCUGCCCCCAUGAUGGACAGGAACUACCCGCCGGCUCCCAGCUUCGCCGACCCCCUGGCCCCGGCCGCCGCGCAGCCCGCCGCCGCCUGGGCCUACGAGCGCGGCGCCGGCAGCCUCAAGCCCAGCUUAAGCUAUGGAGGAGGACAUCCAUCACAUUCAGAAACAGAACUUCUUCACAGACAGACAUAUACAGCUUCUCAUCAGCUUCCUGGAUACUCUACUACACACCAUCCUACUGGUCUUUCAGGAAUAUUUGAUAGCAGUAUGCACAGUGCUGGAAGUAACACUAAGGAAUCUUCAGUUAUGAAUUUUCUUUCUGCAAUCGAGUCUCGUACUGCUCAGGCAGCCUCUUCAGGAUCUACACUUUUACCACAAUUCAGGGCUCCUUCCUGGCAGACAGGUAUGCAUUCUUCAACAGCCACAGAACUGUUUGUUACUGGAGCAUUGCCAACCUCUGGAACAUUUCCACCAACAUCUGCUUUAUCUGCUUAUCAACAUCCCAACACUUUCAGCAAUAGAAACUUUGCUACUGCUCCAUCUCUUACUCUUCAAGAUACUACUUUCAGUGCUACAUCAAAUGGACUCUUAACUACCCACGAUCCCUUAUUACAAAUUAAAACAUCACAAGGUACUGUUCCAACUGCUUUGACAUUUGAGCGCCUAGGCAGUUCUGUUUUAAGUACCAGUAUACCACCUCAGUCAUCAACUUACCGUUCUGCUCAAGAAUCUGCACCUCAUCUUCUGCAGCCUCAGUUUAGUUUAUUGUCUUCAACUCUUGGAGGAGCUCAGCAGGUUUCUCAGGCAUACAGCACAUCUGUCUUUACUGGUUCCACUGCUUCUAUUGACAGAGCACUUCAGCGAGAAUGUAGUGUUAUUAAACACCAUCAGCGGCCUUCAAGUACUCAGUCUGUUCAGGCUCAACUGACUGUUUCACAGCAUUCCUUACACAGCUAUUUAACGAGUACGAGUGGAGUUAAUUUUCAGGAUACAUCUAGGCACUCAGCAUUAUCCUGUAGUCCAGUUGGAGAUGUUACUCAGGUGAGCAAUGGAGGACCACUGCAGAAGACUUCUCAAGUCACAGUGGAACUUGCUCAGUCUUACACAUCUGCAAUUCCAUCACCUGGUUUUCCAUCUGCUUCCACAACGAAAGUGAAAAACUGUUCCACGAAGCAGCCUCCAAGGUCAACAAAGACCCCCAAACCUCAAUCUAUAGCUCCCACUGUGCAGACACAAAGCUAUCCCAAAACUGCACAAAACCAGAGUUCUGUAAUUACAGGCCAACCACAGAUCUAUUCCACAGCUCAGCUCCCCAGUCUCUUAUCAGUCAGCCAAUCCCAAAACUAUGUUUCAUCCCAGGCUCAGAAUGUGCCCCCUGUCAGUCACUCACAGGAUUUCUCAUCUAGCAAGGUUGAGAAGCUGCCCUCAUUGUAUAAAACAUUGACUUUUUCUGGGCAAUCACAGACUAUUACUUCUGACAGUCAAACGCUAAGUUACUCUGCAGAUCCACAGGUAUUGACUUCGGUUCCAAAUGAGAACUACUCUAGUCAAACAAGGGAACUUUCUUCAGUCAGCCAAUCUCAGAGCUAUUCUUCUAGUCACUCUCAGGGUUUAUCUCCAGUUAGCCAAUCCCAAGUUAGUUUUUCAUCUCAGUCACAAGUUUUGUCGUCUGUUAGUCCUUCAGAAAGCUAUUCUUCAGGGCAAUCUUUAACGUUAACAUCGUCUUCGCUUCCCUUUUCUGCCUCUCCUCGGAUUCAGACUCUUCCAGCCUCAAGUCCUAAUCAGAACUUUAUUUCUUUGCAUUCUUCUCAGAACUCUCAGACACAAGAAUCCUCCUCUCCACAGUCUCAAAAAUUUCUGCCAUCUGUCCAGUCUCCUCCUUUUGUAUCCCCCGCUCAUUCACAGACGUUGCAGAACAAUAGGCCUUCCUCAGAAGCAAAAUCAUAUGUUAAAAGGAAGUCUGACUCUAAUUUAUAUGCUUCAUCAAAACAAGAGGAAGAAUUAUCAAUGCAGGAUAUGCAAGCAUUGCAACAGCAAGCUUCUCUUGAAUCUUCUACCCAAAGGCUAACUGAUGAUGAAAUCAAUGCUCAGGAUGCAUCUUACAGAGUCUCAAAAGCAGAUGACAGAUACUCUCAAAGUGUAAUCAGAAGUAACUCUCGUCUUGAAGAUCAAGUUGUUGGACUUACUCUUCAAGGAUCAAAAAAAGAUGAAAGAAUGGUUAAUUCUGUGGAACAGCUUUCCCAACAUAUUGGCCAUAUCACUAGUAUAAGCCAUGAUAUAAAAAAGGCAGCUAAUCUAAUGCAAGCAACACAAGUAAAUGUGAGUGCUAAAGAACUAAACCAGCAACAUUCUCUCAUGCGUAAGGUGCAUGAAAGUAAAGCUCAAGAACAGCAAGGGCAAGUCAUUAGUACGCCACCACAAGUUCAGCCUCAUACUUUAAGACAUCAGCUGUGUUUGUCUAGUGCACAGGUACUUCUAGAGUCUGCUUGUGACUUACAGAUUCUUCAUCAGUCAAUUCUGCAGUCAGGUUUAGGACACGCAAAGGUAUCACCCCAAGUGCAAAGAAUACAGAGUCCUCAGCAGGUGACACAUCCAUUCCUUCAAAUGGAUGGUCAUGUUAUUCAAAGUAAUGGGGGCCAUUCUCAGCAACAGCUUCAUACUCAGAAUUCAGAAGUAAUGAAAAUGGACAUUUCUGAGUCCUCAAAACCGCUACAGCAACAUCUAACAACAAAAGAUCAUUUUACUCAAACAAAUCAACAUGAUUCAAAAAAUCAGUUUGUUUCUCUUAGUUCAAUAUGUUUCCCAGAAACUAUGCUUCUCAGUGAUGAGAGGAAUAUAUUGUCAAAUGUAGAUGAUAUCUUAGCAGCAACAGCAGCAGCCUGUGGGGUGACUCCAUCUGACUUUGCCAAAUCAACAUCUAAUGAAGAAGAAAUCCAGUCUGUUGAAAACAGCGAGGAUUCUAAAACUCAGUUUCAAUCAAUGGAUGUAAGACAUGUGUCUUCUGGUUUCAGUGCCUCACCUACUGUAGUUGGAAAGCCACCAAGCAUAAAUAAUAUUUCACUGAAUGGAGGCCAAAUUACUAUAAACCUUACACCAGUGUCAACAAUACAGACAAAAACUGUGAACCUUGGUCAACAACGUAUUGAAACUUCUGAUCAAAAUGUGCCGACGAGAAUGACCUCUCCCACCCUUGGCCCUAGUCAAGAGGAGCAAGAACAAGGGGUUAUUCCAGUUAAGAAACAAUCUAGCAUUAGUCAUGAAUCUGAAGAAGAUAACAACGUUCCUGUUGAUGGUACACUGAAUGCAAGAGAGACAGACUUUGUUUCAAGUGGUAAAAGUCUAAGUGAAGAAAGUGCUGCGUCAGAAAAUGACUUUAAUAUGGGUGGUGAUGAUGGUGCAGUAGCAGGUAGCCAGUCGAAAGGUCCAUUGCAACCAAUAGCUGUUCCCCAAAGUGGUGAGGGAACCAUUAGCAGAACUGAAGAGGAAUGCCAAGACAUAACUGCAGGGAAUCUUCAGAAGAAAAAAAGCAAAGGAAAAAGCCAAAACAAAAAUGCUGCAGAAGAUGACAGUGCAAUUCAGAAACAGAUAAAAAGAAGUGGGCAAUGUAAACGACAAAAUUCAAGAGGAAAUGAUUCAUGUUUGACAUAUGCUUCUCCUGUUUCUGAAAGUUGUUAUGAUACUUACCAGCAUCAAGAAAGAAUGAGGCAAAAAAUCAAAGAAGUUGAAGAAAAACAACCUGAAGUCAAAACAGGAUUUAUUGCAUCUUUUUUAGACUUUCUAAAGUCAGGGCCUAGGCAACAGUUUUCAGCUCCAGCUGUACGAAUGCCGAACAGGACUAGGCGACCAGUUACUCAAAUAGUUCGUGCCCCUUGCCUACAGUCAUCUUUAAAGCCUCAGCCAGAAGCAGCACCUGUAGCUUUGGAGGUUAGUGGAGAAAGUCCAACUAAAAAAGUUGAUGAAGAACUUAAGAAAAAUUUAGAAACAUUGCCUUCAUUUUCUUCUGAUGAAGAUGAUUCAGUGGGAGGUAACAAUGAUCUUCAGAAGAGCAUUUCCACUGCAUUGUCAGCUUUGGAUGAUGCUUCUGACAGAAAGAAUAGAUCAGAAGCUGAAAAAGUGGCAGUUGUUACUGCCGCUGCUGCCGCCGCUGCUGCUGUAAUAAAGCAGGAAUUUCCACAGACAACUGCUCCUGUAGUCAAUGUGCAGGAGAAAAUGAGCUCAGCUGAUCCCCUAAAAGUAGCUCAACAGGAUGCUGUGACUUCAGACCAGUUAGCGAAAAUACAGGCAACUGUUGCAAUAGAAGGAUGUACUGAUGAGGAGAAUACGGACAGUGGAGGAGAAGGCAUGUACAGAGAACGUGAUGAAUUUGUAGUGAAGAUUGAAGACAUAGAUACACUGAAGGCUGCUUUACAAACAGGAAAAGAGCCUCCAGCUAUUUGGAAAGUGCAGAAGGCUUUGUUGCAAAAGUUUGUUCCUGAAGUGCGAGAUGGACAGAGAGAGUUUGCUGCUACUAACAGUUAUCUUGGGUAUUUUGGGGAUGCAAAAACAAAAUACAAACGGGUAUAUGUGAAGUUCAUUGAAAAUGCAAACAAAAAGGAAUAUGUCAGAGUAUGUUCAAAAAAGCCACGAAGCAAGCCCGUACAGUCAGCAAGGACUAUUCAUUGUAAACCUAGCAGCAGCAGCAACAAAACCCCUGAUCCUCCAACACCAAAACCAACGGCAACAAAAAUCUCUUCUGGGAAACCCAAAGCUAAACAGCCAAAGAUAAAGGCUGAACCACCACCAAAGAAAAGGAAAAAAUGGAAAGAGGAAUUUUCAUCUUCCCAGUCCGAUUCUUCUCCUGAGGCCCAGAGUGAUGAUGAUGAGCUUGUACCUCCAGCUCCCUUUGUUACUCGCUUUUUGAAUACAAGAGCUAUGAAAGAGACUUUUAAGAGCUAUAUGGAGUUGCUUGUUAGCAUUGCCUUGGAUCCAGACACAAUGCAAGCCUUGGAAAAGAGCAAUGAUGAGCUACUUUUGCCUCACAUGAGAAAAAUUGAUGGCAUGCUAAAUGACAAUAGGAAAAGGCUGCUUUCCAAAUUACGCUUGGAUCAUACUUUCAAGAAUGCUUUGGAAAACUUUCCUGAACUAACAGUAAUCACGCGGGAUUCUAAAACGAAAACUGGGGGAACGUCUGUGUCUAAGAUCAAAAUGAAUGGUAAAACUUACAACAAAAAAACACUGAGGGCUUCUAAAUCAACCACUAAGUUAGCACAGGAAUUUACUGUAGAUCCAGAAAAAAUACAAUUGUAUUCUUUGUAUCACUCACUCCAUCAUUAUAAAUAUCACAUAUAUUUGACAUGUAAAGAGGAGAUUUCUUCUGUUCAGAAAAAGAGUGCAGAUCUAGGACAGGAAGAGAUUGUGCAGCUGUGCAUGAAAAAUAUAAAAUGGGUGGAGGAUCUUUUUGAAAAGUUUGGUGAACUUUUGAAUCGUGCCCAGCAGAAAUGCUCAUAACAAAAAUGUUUCCCAAAUCUCACAUUUUUCUAUGGCACUAACCUGAGGGAACAGAAAGCUCAGAGAAAGGCUCUGAUUUCUUUUACAAUGCCAGACUGUGUUCUUGUUCAUAGGCAUUUUUAUUUCUCUUUAUGGAACUUGUGCCUUGGCUUUUGCUAAGGAAAAGUGAUGCUGCCAAGGAAAUCAGUCCUUUAGAGAUGGAACUAAACAACCUAACCACAUUUUUAACCUGAAGAAUUAUUUUCUAUUUUGUAAACUGUUGGAUAACUUAGUUUUAUUUUCAGAAAUGUUUUUGACAAAUGAUAAAGCAUGCACUACAUAUACUUUUUUCUUUAUUGCUAAGAAGAAAACAACACUUAAAAUACUACAGAUUUUUUCCAUCUUUGACUAAGCAACAGGAAAAAGUCAAUGUUGGGGUGAACUAAUUUUCACAUAUGUCUGGCCACCAAAUUUAGAGUAUUGUACAUUUCAUGAACAGAGCCGGAGUGACAUCAGUUCCUGCAUACAUAUAUUGUCAUCCUAAAAAACAGCAAUGUCAUUAUGCUUUAUGGACUCUUUUUACUAUUGUCAUGUUCAGGAGACUGAACAUGGAGUUGGUGCAAUCCUAUGACUGCUUUUUGUGUCAAAGUAUAUUGUAAUGAAAGACAAUGACCUUAACUAUUUUCCUUGUUUUGAAGAAAAAAAAUAUUUUCCUUUAUACUGUGUUUUUUUUCUUUUGGAAAAAAAAUCCAAUUGUACAUUUUAUCUCACUAAUAGUUGUAUUUUUCACAGAGAAAAUAUUGUGGUUAAAAUUGUUUCAUGUAUCUUUGUAAUACACUUUCCAUUGUUUUCAGUAAAUCCUAUUCAUUUAUAUGUUGAUUUCAUAUUGUAAACUAUAUAUCUCAAGGUAACCCUUUUGUUUAUACAGGUUUGCUUCAGUGUUAACCAGAAUAAUGCAUACUAGACUAGUUUUGCUUUAAGUGUAGUUGUGUUAGACACUGCAAUUAUUUUCCGAUAUGUGAAAAUAAAUUUCUUACUAAACUAGCACUUGAUUAACUGAGAGUUUAAAUAAGGAGCUACUACACUUUAUCUUCGUCAACAAAGAUUGAUGAUUGAAUAGACUAUAUGCAGUGUUAAACACAGCUUACAUAGUUGUUUGUAGAACUGGCAGUUGCAGAGCUGUUCUCUUCUUGGUGCCUUUCGAGUCUUCAAACAUCUUUUUGUAGCUUUUUUUUUCCUUCAAUUUGUUAACAGUAGUGCCACUAGUCACACUCAGACAAUGAAUGUAAUGGGCUCUAAUCAGGAGAACAUUUUCUUUAAAUUUGCCAACAGAAUGCCUUACUGAGUCAUUCAGAAUGGAGAUAUAAUCUACUGGGGUCCUAAAAAAAUGGUAGGCAUGUUAUUCUUUCUUCAGAUAAUGUAGACAAAAAAAUCAUUCCUUUAUCCUUUCACUGCCACUUAGUGCCUUAAUUUCAGCCAAGAAAGCAGGGUUCACUAUUCAUUGGCCAAAUGAAAUAAUCUUCAUUGCCACAUGACCUAUUUUCCCAUUUUCUGUUUUGAUCGUAUUUAGUUGCUGAAUAUUCAUUAGACUGUAGAACUUCGAAACGUUUAAUGAAUAGAUGUGAAAAUGAAAUGAUUUGAUCUUCAGUAAUAAAAUAGAGGUUUGAAAAUUAAAAUAUGUACAGAAUUUUAGCUGGUUAGUUUUAGAACCUUGUAGGAUAUUUACCAUAUUUCCAAAGGUUUUUAUCUUUUAAAAGCAAUAAUUGUCUUUUAAAAUUUGUACACAACUGCAGUGAAUGGACUGAGUCAAGAACAGAAAUGAGUAUGUGCCCCUGCCUUUUUUAAAGCCUCUUCAAAGCCUUUUUGCUUUAAAAAGGGACUUCACUAUCAUAUUAAUAUAUUCUUUGUGCUACUGCUAUGUCUGCUAUAAUCAAGAGGAGUGAUAUGGGUUUUGCUUUAGGAACACCAUGCCGAAUGUUGUUAACAAUCGUGAAGCUAGUUCAUUUUAACAGUGAAAAGAAAGAUAUAGGGUGGAAGAGUUGUCAUUGUUUCAGUCAUUCUGUGUUAAAUCUGGCAGGAGCUUAAGUUUAUGUGGUGAACCCAAGCAGCAAAGUUACCAGCAUUGAUAGUGAUCAGUUGAAAUCAUUUUAAUGUGACUGUGCACACUGGAGGCGUAAUAGAAAUGUGCCUGGUGUGCUAUUUGAUCUCUAGUAGGGGUUCCAAAUUUGAAUAUAUUCCCUUACUGGCUGGGGUGGUUGGCAGCAGUAGUUCUUGGCUGUGUGGAUUCCUGAGAGGUGUUUAAUUGCUCAGGCAGAAUUCAGUUGUCACAUUACAGCACUGUGCACAACACUGGGAGCUCCUGAUCUGUAGUUUUAAAAAUGAUUAGGAUGCAGACUGAAAGAGUAAGAAAGUUGGCUCCUUGAUUGUAUGGUAAAGAACUCACCGGGCUUUGUGUCUCCCUUCCUAAUAUGACUGUGAAGUAACUCACUGAGAGAGGUUUCUAAGCUUCUGAAAUUGAUUUAUAUGCCGCUACUUUAUACUUCGUAUAGAUUUUUGAAUCUAGAGGUAGAUUUAGGAAGCUAGUUGUUUUAAUUCAAGCCCAUAGAUACUGAAAAAGAGAUGAGAAGCUUUUGGAGUAGUUGGUUCAUAUUAAAAAGCAGGUAAUUUUAGCAACAACAAUUAAAAAAAAAAGAAAGAAAGAAAGAAAGAAAGAAAGAAAAGCCAGGAUGCUCUGCGCUGCCACAGAAGACAACCUGGCUUAUUUUUGGCUCUUAUUCCAAAGGCCAGUAAAACAAGCACUGUGCCUAUAAGAGAUAGGAAAAAGCUGUCUUGAAUGAAAGUAACCCCACACUAUUAAAGAUUAUUGUAAUGGCGCUUCCAUCUUUGUCUUAGGCUACAAAUAUUGUGGCUGGAUUACUAGUUUUCCAAAUUAGGAUGGAGUGAAAAAUGGAACUCUCAAGUAUGUGAAGGAUCAUAAAGCAAAAUAAAGCAUUGUUAGUGGGAUUGAAGAGGAAUUUUAUACCGAAGCAAACUUAGAAAAAAAGUCAAUGUACAAAUUACUUUUCACAAAAGUAUUUUGCUUUGUUUUGUUGCAUUUUAGAUGAUUAAUUCUGCACCCACACCUCAAUCUUAUUUCUUCCUUGAAGUAACAGUGAGGUCCUCAUCCCUUAACAUUUGCUGACAGUGGAAAUUGAGCACUCUUUUGACUGCAAGAGAAGAUGCACUAGGAAGGAACAAAACUCUCCUUAGACUAUGAAUUAGCAAAGUAGAAAUUAAUGAAACUAACUGCAUGAUGAAUUAUUUGGUUUUUAAUUCCACCAUCUUUACCUUUAAUAUGGCAUCCCUAUUUACAUCUUUUUUUUUUUUUUUUAAUUGAAAUACAGUAUUUCUCUUAAAGGCAGGUUUUCUUUGAGUUGCUAUUUCCAAAGUUUUGCUAGAAAAGAAUCAGAGACAAAAUUGGAUCGAAAAACCGUCUCUGAAAAUGGCUAAGAAGUUUAGGGUCUCUAAAGUUCUGUGACAUGUAUCUUAUUCAUAUAUUGUCUAAAUGGAAUACUACUUUUUAAAAAAGCAAAUCUUACAAGCUGUCUUCCAAGUAAAUGCUUUCCAUAGGGAAAUAUAUUUUAAAUAUUAUUUAAAUAUUUACUACUAUUUAAAACGAUUUUAAAACAUAAAAGCUAAAACUAUGGUCAUAAAAUGUCAGUGUGUCAUCAGUCAUUUCUUAUUUUGUUGUCAACACUUGACAUUUGGUCUCUCUUACCCUGUUACACACCCUGUGCAUUACGCAAUGCACAUUCUGCCAUAUCUUAUUGUUUAAGCUAAUAUUAACAUGUCAUUGUUAACAAAUGCAUGUUUUCUGCAUAUCUACGUAUGGCAAAAAUGAGGCCAUUAUGCAUUCUUAGUCCAGAUUUUCAGGUGGUCCGUUAUACAAUGUAUGGAAAUGUGAAAAAGGACACAGUUUUGUACCAUUCAUGAUGUUAUUAACUAAACCCAUUAAAGUAAAAACCGUUUUUAAACAAAAAA
Molecule: messenger RNA, 9528 nt
Organism: Rhea pennata
Lineage: Eukaryota; Metazoa; Chordata; Aves; Rheiformes; Rheidae
Gene: QSER1
Product: glutamine and serine rich 1
Exons: 13
Coding region: 55-5529 (1824 amino acids)
Source: RefSeq, a predicted model, not a curated record